AAACAAUUUAUUUUGUUUCAAUCAAAAUUGCAUACCGCAUGUUAGUAUUUUUAAAAAUUUAAAUAUAAAAUUAGAUUUACACAGUCUGUGUAAGCAAGAAUAUAGCAAAUAAUUGAAAAAAUGGUCCGUGUUAUAACUCAGGAGACUUACGACGACGUGGUUAAGGAGAAUAUCGAAGAAUUCGAUAUGACCCCUGAAGAGGCUGUAAAAGAAGCUAUUGCUCAAUUCCAGGCUCAGGGUGUUGACUUAUCAAACAUAAUCAAAGAUCUAGCACUGGGAUCUGGUGAAGAGCAUGCAGUGACCACAAUUGUGAAUAAACUAAGAAAUCUGUGCAGUGCUACUGAGUAUGAUAAUGAGGCAGUUCUACAAGAGUUGGAUGCACUCAAGACAGAAUGCAAAAAAGACAUAGCUCACAGAGUAAGAGCUGGCAAAGAAGGUGCCUAUACAAUAUUGAUAGACUUGUUAGAAGCAAGACAAAAAAUAUAUCUACAGAAUGCGAGUGAAGCAGAUGGAAGAUUUAUUGUCAGCGUUCUGAAUACACUCACCUCUUUAAUGAAUAUGCAACCAGAUUUGCUUGAAGCGAAAGGAAUAGAUUUAAUUAUAAGUUUGUUAGAUAACACAGAUUCCAGUGAAGUUUUAAUAUCAACGCUCAAGUGGACAUAUCAUUGUUGUACGAAACACGAAAUGAAUAGACAAGGAUUGUUUGGAAAGAAUAUUUCAAAGAAUUUGAAGACUCUGUUGCAGUACAGGAAAGAUGUUAAGGUGGCUGUUGCAGCGAUGCGGGUUAUCCGAAAAUUCACUGUAGACGAUGACGUUAGAGUUCAAUUUGGAAAGGCGCAUGAACAUGCGAAGGUGCUUGCCACUACAUCAUUGUUGCCCCUCGUAAUUUUAUUGAAAGAGAAUUCAGACGUCAAUGAAGACGAUAAACAGAAUGACAAAGAUAACGCAAUACCCGAAGGCGACAAAACACAGGAUAAACAGAAUGACGAAGAAAACACAAUACCGGAAGGCGACAAAGAAGAGGCAAUAGCUGAAGCUCUUAAAACAAUAUCUUCACUACUCGUACGAUACGAGCUAUGCAGUCUUGUAGCUGACAAUGGCAUUAGUCUUUUGUUGUUCACAAUUUUACUGAAAUAUAAAAGAGAAGAUAUUGCACAACAUGCUUGUACACUAAUAGCAGCGCUCGCUGGUAACGACGAUGUGAAAAGGAAAUUGAUGCAAGCGUUCAUAGCUCCUCUAAUAAUUUCUAUUUUAAAUAAAUAUAUACACAACCCUAAAACGGUAUCGCAAGCAUUGAAGUGUAUUUCAACGCUCACAUUGCGCGAAGCUUCCCACGCCAAGCAAUUCUUCUCGUGUGAUGCUGCCGAGGCCAUAAUAAGCUCUAUGAAGAUGCAUCCAGAUGACGCCACUGUGCAGAAAAAUGCGUGCUGGGCGAUACGCAACAUGGUGGCAAGAUAUCGCGAUGAAAAUUCAAAAUUCCACGAGCUCGGCGCCGAGGAACUUUUAAACGACGCGUACAAGAAGUUCAGCGACGAUUUUGGAUUCGAUAUAAAAUCCGCCUUGAGAGAUUUAGAGUGCGACGUAAAAUUAGAAGAGCAGUGGAAAGGAAAGGGAAAGGAGAUUGAGAAAUAAGUGAGCGUUUAUCGCGACUCCUUACUAAUAUUAUAAAUUCGAAGUACUAAGUCUGUCUGUCUGUCUUGCUUUCACGCCAAAACUGAACCGAUUUAAAUGAAAUUUGGUACACAUAUAGUCUAGACCCUCAGAAAGGACAUAGGGCUAGUUUUUAAUGCGAAAAAAGAGUUGAAAGGGGUGAUGAA
Messenger RNA from Achroia grisella, 1817 nucleotides. Its product is annotated as armadillo repeat-containing protein 6 homolog. Bases 121 to 1632 code for a protein of 503 amino acids. The record is from RefSeq and is a predicted model, not a curated record. Lineage: Eukaryota; Metazoa; Arthropoda; Insecta; Lepidoptera; Pyralidae. Gene Ontology annotation, biological process: hematopoietic progenitor cell differentiation. The transcript is spliced from 9 exons.